Messenger RNA from Ogataea polymorpha, 2148 nucleotides. RefSeq lists its product as uncharacterized. Gene Ontology annotation, biological process: proteolysis. NCBI's taxonomy places the organism in Eukaryota, Fungi, Ascomycota, Pichiomycetes, Pichiales, Pichiaceae. Bases 1 to 1236 code for a protein of 411 amino acids. Gene Ontology annotation, molecular function: metalloaminopeptidase activity. The transcript has a single exon. The record is from RefSeq and is a predicted model, not a curated record.
AUGAGUACAGAGCCAAAUAAUUUAGCCGAACAAAUCGAAAAGGUGGCUCUUGAGGAAACUGCGGAGGAAACCUCCGUCAAUGAGGCAACCGCAGAGGGCAACAACGGGGAAAAGAAAAAGAAAAAGAAGAAGAAGAAUAACAAGAAAAAGAAGGGCGGUAUCAAUCAGUUCUUCCCCGACGGUGUGUUCCCUGAAGGAGAAUGGCAGGAGUAUACCGGAAGCGAAGAGAAUUUGAAGAGAGUAACUGACGAGGAGAAAAGAUAUUUAGAUCGUCAGGCUAACAACAAAUGGAAUGAGUUUAGAAAAGGAGCAGAGAUUCAUAGACGAGUGAGACAAACUGCCCAAAAGAACAUCAAACCUGGAAUGACAAUGACUGAAGUUGCAGAGUCAAUUGAGAAUAGUGUCAGAGCCUACAGCGGUACAGACGAUAGUUUAAAAGGUGGUAUGGGAUUUCCUUGCGGUGUGUCUCUCAACCAUUGUGCGGCUCAUUAUACACCGAAUGCUGGAGACAAAGUUGUUCUUCAAUACGACGACGUGAUGAAGGUUGAUUUUGGUGUUCAUGUUAACGGACAUAUCAUUGAUUGUGCUUGGACUCAGACUUUCAACGAGAGAUACGAUCCUCUGCUGAAUGCAGUGAAGGAGGCCACAAACACCGGCAUUAAGACCGCCGGAAUCGAUGUGAGAAUGACAGAUGUUGGUGAAGCCGUUGAAGAAGUGAUGGAAAGCUACGAGGUUGAACUUGACGGCAAAGUUUAUCCUGUUAAGUGCAUACGGAAUUUACAAGGACACAACAUUAAACCGUACCAAAUCCAUGGUGGAAAGUCUGUACCAAUUGUGAAAAACGGUGACACAACUAAGAUGGAAGAAGGAGAGACAUUUGCCAUUGAGACAUUCGGAUCAACAGGUAAAGGCUAUGUUGUUCAUGGUGGUGAGUGUUCGCACUAUAUGAAAAACCUGGAUGCACCUCCUAAUGCGCCUAUUAGACUCGAUAGGGCCAAGAAGUUGAUGCAGACGAUAGACAAAAACUUCGGCUCUUUGCCAUUUUGUCGCAGAUAUCUUGAUCGGAUCGGCGAAGAGAAAUAUUUAUUAGCAUUGAACCAAUUGUGCAGAGCAGGACUGAUCACAGAGCAUCCUCCACUUGUUGACGUCAAAGGUUGUUAUACGGCACAAUACGAGCAUACAAUUCUGCUGCAUCCAACUAGAAAAGAAGUUGUUUCGAGAGGCGAUGACUAUUAAAGCUCGUCUUUGAGCAUAGAUGGGAUAGUUGAUGUUGCAGUUUCCAGUAGGACUGAUUUGCCCGGAUCCAAGGCCGUGGCACUGACUGCCAUUAUCGUGUCGCUCAUAGACGCUGUCAGUUCCACAGCUGAAUUUCUUGUUUUGAGUGAAGAGGCUCCCCAGACCAUUACAGUCAAGGACUUGUAUAGUAGCCAGAUGAACAAUCUGAUAGGUUUUCGAAAGAUUCUCUUGUAUAGUAUCCAAAUGCAGACUGUACAGAAGAAAUACAAGGAGCUGUAAAUCUGCUUUCUCUCUCUAGAACUUGACUCAUUUAUAGUCCUCACCAGUUUGUUUGAUCUAACAAGAACAUCUGUGAAAUAACUGUACUUAUUUGAUAAGUUUGUGAGGGAAUUUGUUGAAUGCGCAAGAUCUGAUAUAUUCAUUUCGCUUGCCAAAAGCGAUGACUGUAGCAAUUCAUUUACACUUUGCAGUUUCCUCGUGAGAAGCGAGUUUUUGUUCAGCAGCUGCUCUUCCUUUGUAAGUUUUUUAAGAUUAUGAUCAUCGAGGAUCGGCUCAUCUGUAAGCUCAUCAGUUUGCUCUUCUUCCUCUUGCGCUGUCCAAGAUUUUGAGGACAGCAAUAAUUCUCUGAAGUCCACUCUCACAUCGAAAAAACGCUCUUUGAGUAGUGCAAACUGGUAUUCCAUGUCCUCCUGCGUAUCUCCAGAUACGCAAUCAAGUUUCGCUGUUAUAAUGUUUGCGAGUUCUUCAAGUUUUUCGUAGAGGUCUGUGCUCUGGGCCUGAGUAUUCAGACGGAUGAGCUCAAAGUCAAUGUCAGUUUUGUUCUUUGAAUGCUUAAACUCAUAUAAAGCAACCUGAAGGUCAUUGAGCAAAUGCUGGAAGUCUUGAAGAUCACGAUUGAGGUCCAAAUCCAUG